Messenger RNA from Camponotus floridanus (Florida carpenter ant), 902 nucleotides. Its product is annotated as adult-specific cuticular protein ACP-22. Lineage: Eukaryota; Metazoa; Arthropoda; Insecta; Hymenoptera; Formicidae. The record is from RefSeq and is a predicted model, not a curated record. Gene Ontology annotation, cellular component: extracellular matrix. The transcript is spliced from 3 exons. The coding region runs from base 198 to 638 and encodes 146 amino acids.
ACGCGCAAUAUAAGGUAAAAUAUAUUUCGUGCGUGAUUGACUAUAUUAAGUGCUCCACGUGUAAAAUGCCAGGCGAUCGUGAUAUUGUAGUAAUUAGUGCGUGCGUGAUCGUAAUUAAUUGUUUUCGCGAGUGAGUAUUGAUGAGCUCUGAAAAGGACAAACACAUCCUGUGUAUAUGUAUAUGAAAGCAGCAAAAGAUGGGCAAUGCAAGGGGAAAAGAGGAAGCAUCGAAGAGUCAGCAAAGCAACUAUCGAUUUGUUCUAUUCGUAUUGGUGCUUUCGACUUUGCUUUUGGUCAAUGCAAAACCAGACGGAUAUGCACACUCUUUCCAACAUUUUCACGGGCCAGUGAUGGGCGACGAACAUGAAGUCACCUGGAACGAUGAUCAUGGACGUCACCACGAGGACUAUGUCGCUCAUCCCCAUUAUACCUUUUCAUACGGGGUCGAGGACCACCAUACAGGCGAUUAUCACGGUCAAAAGGAGCAUAGGGACGGCACAGAAGUGUUCGGGGAGUAUACUGUAAAGGAACCAGAUGGCAAUAUCAGAAUAGUGAAGUAUCAGGCGGGCAAGGACGGAUUUCAUGCUCAAGUGUACAACAGCCACCGAAAGGAUCAUCAUAAUCAUGAUCAUCGUUAGUCCACGCGGCUCAAUAUUACUUUCUAUCAAACUUUGCCUUAUUCUAUUCGAACUUAUUUUUACGUAUGUAAAAACUUAGUUACGUAUUAGUAUGUAUUUAGUUGUUUUAUAUCCAUUGUUUUUGACAUUGAAUAUCGUUAAUAAACGUUUAAUUUAUAUACACUCAUUAAAAGAAUAGUUAAGUACCUUAAUUGUUUCAAUUUCCAUCUUUUUAACGAAGAUUUACGGCUAUUUUCAUGAUAGACUUAUAAAUUGCCUUUCAAU